AGUUCACUUUCUUGCUCGGCGGAAGCGUCGCGCACUUUAGAAAUGAGACUUUCGCCCGAAAUCGACGCCGAGAUCAAGCGUCUCAAGUCCGAAAUCGAAAAUGAAGAGAAGAUGAAGCACAUGCUCGAGCAGAGCAUCAACGAUCUCUGCAAGACUGUAGAGGCUCUAGAAGUUCAAUCGCAGAGCGCUGACGUGAGUGACGAAGAUGAAUGGAAAGUGCGCUAUUACACUCAAGUUGAAGUGAACGAGCAGUUGGAACACCAACGCGACUGGCUGAGAAGCAGGGCAGAGGCUGCUCGUGUGAACAACAAGGAAGGCCUGACUGAGUAUCUCGCAGAUCUCGACUUGGACAGCCUGACCGAGAAUCAGCUGGUUCGAUACCUAAAACAGCUAGAGAAAGACAGAAAUGCUGUGUACAACGAGAUACGCGACACUGAGUGGAAGUUGGAUCAAGAAUCAAAGGCAUUUCACAAGUUUAACGACACCAGGAAGGCCUACAUGACCGAAAUCACCGAUGCUAUGCUAAAUUUGGAGUCGCUCCGAAACCGCAUAAAAAUUGUCGACAUGACUGAUUCCAAUCCCCUCUUGGGUAAAUGUCCAAGACACCUCAAGUAUCUAUUUGCUUCUCACAGCAACAUUCAGCCAGACCAACGAAUCAUCGACCCUCGGAAGGGCCCCAUUCGCAAAACUGCAGCUGUUCGCAGCCUGCCCAAGCUGGCCUCCCCAGACUCAUCUCCUCAGGACGACAACGCAGAGCAGGCAGCAUCCAGCAGCCCACAGGAUUAGAGCCUCCUACUAACGCGCGUCGCUCUCUGAACCUUGUUAUUAAGUCUGUGCUAUGACAAAACGUGCACCCGACAUAAAAAGUAUCCACAUUUUAUCCUAUCUUUGGUAAAGCGUAUAGGCGAAAAGAGUUUGUGGUUGAGUCCAUGCAAAGAAAUGGAAUUGUGAUGCCUCUGAAGAAGUUAUGUUGUUUAAACACUUGUUAAUACGAAACUGUGUCAUCUGUGUGAUUACAAAAAGUCGGCAUGGCGCUUUGACAACAGCAGGCCAACCAUGCUGGACAGGGAGCCAAGAUGCGAGAAAUGUUCAGAAUGCAACAUGGGUAUUCAAGGAACACAAGAGAGAAAUUUUUUUUUUCAUGCUAGUAGAUUAUCCUUCACAACACCAAAAACACCAUGCUUGUGGGGAGAUGGGAAAGCGCUGCGAAAAGAAAAUACAGGUCGCAACACCACAUACUUUACAGCAAGCACCUACUAGGGCCUACCUGGCUGCUAAUUGAUAAAAAUUAAGUAGAAUGUCUUCUAGGCGAGCCAAAGAAAAUUCAGAGGAGCCAAUGUCAUCAAAGUAGGAAAAAAAAAACUUGGAAAUUUGAGACGUCACCAUCAACCAACAAAUUCACGAGUGAAACAUAUAAUAUUGAUUUUCCAUUUUAUUGUUAAACCUAUAGUGGUAAAAUGAAUGCCACUACAAUUUUGAGAGUAUAAGUAUAAUGUGAUUUACUGUUUGAACUUAGUGUCCCUUUAAUUAAAAUUAGUCAAGCACAAGCUUCAAUGAUUCUCCAGCCACAACAUAAGUAGUGAGAAUUGAGUGUACAAAUACUAAACAUGCUUUGCAGAUAGUGCAUGUUAAAUUUUUCAGUUUCGUUAUAAUGGUUAGGUACUCAUUAAAAUAAAGCCCGACUAGCCAAGUUUUAGGCUCGCUUUGUUAGAUGUUAUAAGCUGUUCUACACUGCUACUUGUAUGAAGAGAUAUAAUAAACACAGAAUAAAGAAG
Rhipicephalus microplus (southern cattle tick) is the source of this 1775-nucleotide messenger RNA. Its product is annotated as coiled-coil domain-containing protein 169. Lineage: Eukaryota; Metazoa; Arthropoda; Arachnida; Ixodida; Ixodidae. The record is from RefSeq and is a predicted model, not a curated record.